UCUCACCUCCUGGACUCCAAAACAGUCUGAUUGCCAGGGUGGGUCAAUGGUUAACACUCAACCAGUCUUAUAUAAGCUGGCCCUGGCCAGCCGCCUACCUGCGGCACCGGCAUCGCUCCUUCAACUCCGUGGAUCCCGGAGGCGGUGGAUCCAGCAGCCCUUGCGGGUCCACACCAUGGCCACCUGCUGGCAGGGCCUGUGGGCCUAUCGCCUCUACCUGCUUGUGUUCCUUCUGCCCGUUUUACUGCUACCCUUGCCCAUCCUCGUCCCCACCAAGGAAGCCUACUGUGCCUACUCCAUCAUCCUCAUGGCGCUCUUCUGGUGCACGGAGGCUCUGCCCCUGGCUGUCACCGCCCUCUUCCCCAUCGUCCUGUACCCCAUGAUGGGCAUAAUGGAUGCCUCUGAGGUCUGCGUCGAGUAUUUUAAGGACAGCAACAUCCUGUUCGUCGGGGGGCUGCUGGUGGCCAUCGCCGUGGAGCACUGGAAUCUGCACAAGCGCAUUGCUCUGCGUGUGCUCCUCAUCAUUGGGGUGCGGCCUGCCCUGCUGCUCUUGGGCUUCAUGCUGGUCACGGCCUUCCUGUCCAUGUGGAUUAGCAACACGGCCACCACGGCCAUGAUGGUGCCCAUCGCUCACGCCGUUCUCCAGCAGCUGCACAAGAUGCCCACAGGCAAGGACGUGGAGGAAGCCUGCGACAACCCCGCCUUUGAACUCCAGGAAGCAAGUUCCCAGAAGGAAGAGACCAAGUGUGCUGAGAAAGCUUCGUUCCCAGAUAACAGGCAGGUCCACCCUGCGUCUCCAGAGCCCACGGGACAGCGGCAGGAGCAGCUCCGCUUUAGCCAGGGCAUGAGCCUGUGCGUGUGUUAUGCGGCCAGCAUCGGGGGCAUCGCCACGCUGACCGGCACCACUCCUAACCUGGUGCUGCAAGGCCAAGUCAACUCGCUCUUCCCGCAAAAUGGCAACGUGGUGAACUUUGCGUCCUGGUUCGGCUUUGCCUUCCCCACCAUGAUCAUCUUGCUGCUGCUCUCCUGGCUGUGGCUGCAGAUCCUCUUCCUGGGGUUCAACUUCCGGAAGAACUUUGGCUUUGGGGGACAGGCACAGGAGAGAGCGCAGGCAGCCUUCCAUGUCAUCCAAACAGAACACAAGCGGCUGGGCCCCAUGAGCUUUGCAGAAAAGGCUGUCUCUGUCCUCUUUGUCACCUUGGUGGUGCUAUGGUUCACCCGGGAGCCAGGCUUUUUCCUCGGCUGGGGCAACCUGGCAUUUCCUGACGAGGAAGGAGACAGCAUGGCGUCCGAUGCGACAGUGGCCAUCUUCAUUGGCAUCAUUCUGUUCUUGGUGCCCUCCGACAUCCCAGGACUGACUCAGGAUCCAGAAAACCCGGGGAGGCUGAAGGCCCCUCCUGCCCUCCUCAACUGGAAGACCGUGAACGAGAAGAUGCCCUGGAAUAUUGUGCUCCUGCUGGGGGGCGGCUUUGCCCUGGCCAAGGGCAGCGAGAAAUCAGGCCUGUCUGAGUGGCUGGGGAACAAGCUGACCCCACUAGAGAACGUGCCACCUCCUGCCGUCGCACUCAUCGUCUGCCUCCUGGUUGCCGCCUUCACUGAGUGCACCAGCAACGUGGCCACCACCACACUUUUUCUGCCCAUUCUGGCCUCCCUGGCACAGGCCAUCUGCCUCCACCCUCUCUAUGUCAUGCUUCCCUGCACGCUGGCCUCCUCCCUGGCCUUCAUGCUGCCUGUGGCCACCCCACCCAAUGCCAUCGUCUUCUCUUUCGGAGGCCUCAAAGUGUCCGAUAUGGCCCGGGCAGGCUUCCUGCUCAACAUCAUCGGCGUGCUGGUGAUCACGCUGGCCAUCAACAGCUGGAGCUAUCCCAUCUUCCACUUGCACAGCUUCCCCACCUGGGCCGACUCCAACAACACAGCCGGCUGCCUGGCCACCCAGGCAAAUGCCACAACACCUGCGCCCUAGACCAGGGUGCAGUCUGGCCAAGACCAGGAAGACCCGCCUGUUCGAAUUCCUCUGAGCCAGGAGGGGACACCCAGGCUCCAAGCCAAACAUGGAGAGAAAGGCACAUAUAUAUAGAACGUCGUGUGUAUGUCUGUAAGGAAGGGGUGUGUGUGCUCAAUGCUGUGGUUCUGAGGAAAGUGUGUGUGUGUGUGUGUGGACAGCGUGUCACGUGAGGAUGCCUGAGAGGGGGUUUCUUGUGUGUGCACAUGACCCUCGGUGUGCGUGCUUGGCAGUGCGCAUGUGUGAGCUCCCAGACCAUACAACAUGCCCUCUCUGGCACUCUGGGUCCUCGUCUCCCAGCUUUGUGGGUGAUCAGACCCCACUGCACUAUAUUUAUUGAAAUUUGGGGUUGGGGUAGCCUGGGGAAUAGGGCCGACCAGCCGUUGCCACAGCAACAGCUUCUGGGACCAGCCCAGCUACUGCGGUCUCUCCAACUGCUCAGGUUUGGGGAGAGGGAUGGAAUAUUAGCUGCAUUAAAGUCUUUUUUUCAGUAGCAUCUGCUGGUUUUUUCAUGGCACUUUCCGGGGCUGGUCCACAACAUGGUUCAGGCACCAGGUUGGGGAGUAUGGUGGCAGGGGACUUGGCCUCUGUCCUGUACGGUGGCCCCCUUGGCACCCCUCCCACCCAAGGGAGAAGGUAAUGGCCAGGAAGCCCUGCCAAGGCCGAUUGGAGUGGGCGCAGCCACCCAGGAAAGCAGCACUGACAUCACCGGCCCCAGCUAAUUGGGAGCUGCCAGUCCCUGCGUGUCUUUGGGAAAACCGGCUUCCCCGUUCCCAGAGCACUCCCUGGGCAUUUACAUAAAACCCUCUGCCUCUGCCAGUUCCUCACCACCGACCCUUCCUCCGGCUUGAAAAACCAGUCCCACCAGACCAGGGAAGGCAGACUGAC
Messenger RNA from Ailuropoda melanoleuca (giant panda), 2890 nucleotides. RefSeq names its product solute carrier family 13 member 2 (gene SLC13A2). The record is from RefSeq and is a predicted model, not a curated record. Gene Ontology annotation, cellular component: plasma membrane. The transcript has 12 exons. Gene Ontology annotation, molecular function: sodium:dicarboxylate symporter activity; succinate transmembrane transporter activity; alpha-ketoglutarate transmembrane transporter activity. Bases 47 to 1963 code for a protein of 638 amino acids. Lineage: Eukaryota; Metazoa; Chordata; Mammalia; Carnivora; Ursidae. Gene Ontology annotation, biological process: alpha-ketoglutarate transport; succinate transmembrane transport; cellular response to lithium ion.